AUGGAAACAUAUACAAAACCUGUCUCGAGGAUGGAGCAGAGGAGCUUACGGCUUACUGUGUGACGAGAUGGAUGAGAACUGCAAAUCGUCGGUCGAGAUGACCUCGUUCAUCGCUCUAUAAAGAUCGAGACGAGUAUUUCAAUCUCGUUCAUCGACUAGACGCGGUGUGAAGGUUACUUCUUCGACCCAGCAAUUCAGCUCAUCAUGAAGGCUUAAGCCAAUGGGGUCAUCUCGAAAUGACUGCUGGGAUUUAUCAUCCUUUUCCGUGAACCUCGAGGGAACGACCAGUGGACGAAGUGCAACCUCGAUGUUUGCGGACCAGAUCAGUAUGAGGAGAGUGAGUGCAAACUUCACGGAGGGCAUGCAGCAGUUUGCCAUACUCUGUGCCGCCGAAGCUCUGAAUCGAUACCACGUGGAAGGGGAUGUGGUGUCCUACAUCGAGGAGGCCUACAACGACGCCUAUCACGGGUCGGGGUGGCGAUGCAUGGUGGGUCACAGCUUGGGAUCCCUUGUGACCCAUGCAGACUUGGCCUACUUCAUGUCUUUCUACAUUAAUUCUAUUCCUGUGGUCUUGUACAGAGCCUAAAUGGAACAAACCAAUUGCAAACUUGCAAGUACAUAUCCAUUGUGCAUUUCUCAAACGAGUGAGAUUCCUCGUGCACAUGUGUUGGAAAUCGGAUCAUGAUACAUACUUGGCCAAAUUUAGGUGUAUAAUGCACCACACAUAUGGGAUGAUUCCCCCUUAAAAAAAUACUGAGAAAAU
Molecule: messenger RNA, 763 nt
Organism: Marchantia polymorpha subsp. ruderalis
Lineage: Eukaryota; Viridiplantae; Streptophyta; Marchantiopsida; Marchantiales; Marchantiaceae
Source: the annotation of a GenBank genome assembly